UGUCAACCAGCCGGACGGUGUUUUAAUUCUUGUCAUGCUUAAGGACACGCAAUGGCAAUGGAGGAGCAUAAAAGUCGCCUUGUAUACACUUUCUAUAUGCUAACAUUGUUCCUGUGCGGCGCCGUGCUGUUUCUCAUUGGCUUCUUUCCCGCCUCCUACUCCGUUGCAGAGCAAGAGAAUAGUGUGCCCAUUGACCGUCCAACAACACUGCACGGUGAAAACUUGGUACCACCGCCAGCCAGCUAUAACUCGUUCAUUCUGUUCCUGAUCGAUGCCCUGCGCGAUGACUUCCCCAAUGAGUCCAGCAUGCCGGUUGCCUAUGACAAGGCUUGUAUGAAGCUCAGCCUGCACGUGGAUAUUCCGACGGUGACAAUGCCACGGCUGAAGAGCAUUACCACUGGCACACUAUCCAACUUUAUAGACAUUGCACUCAAUGUGGGACACACCGAGCAGGUGGAGGAUUCCCUGUUGCAUCGCCUAAAGCAGCGCAAUGCCGUUGUGUCCCUUGCCGGUGACCACACCUGGGUGCACCUCUUUCCUACGGAGUUUACACGAACAGCCGCAAACAAUGAUUCGUUUUAUGUGAAUGACUUUUAUGAGGGCGACAAAAACGUGACUAAUGCGUUGGAAUCGGAGCUGGAGAAGAAAGACUGGAAACUACUUAUACUACACUAUCUGGGCUUGGAUCACAUUGGUCAUGUGGAAGGCCAUGCCAGUCCAAAAGUGAAUCACAAACUAAAGGAAAUGGACAAUGCAGUGAAAAAGAUACUGGAUCACAAGAAUAUGGACAACUAUUUGUUAAUGUUGACGGGCGAUCAUGGCAUGGCUGAUGGCGGCGGACACGGCGGCAACACGGCCGCAGAGACCACUGUUCCACUUUAUUUGUACUCCAACAACUGCAGCAAGUACACUACUAGCACCAAGAGAUACAAUCAAAUUGAUCUGACGCCCACGUUGGCGUUGCUGCUGUCCGUGGAGAUACCCACAAUGUCCAUUGGCUGCCUGAUACCGGAAAUGCUGCAGUCCUUAUCGCUGGAGCAGCAGAUGUACGCCUAUUUCUAUAAUGCCCAUCAUCUGCUCAACAAGGCGAGAGUCAAAUUUGGACAUGAAAAUGUCCGGCGUAGUGAUUACUAUGUUUGGUAUACGAAUGCAACGUUGCUGCACAAGGAGCUGUUGCAACCACUGCGCAGUGGGAAUGCCAACAGCGUCAGCAAAGUCCACUAUGAGAAUGCCAAGCUCAAUUAUCUACGGGUGGCACGUGAGAUAUCCGGACAACUAUCGGAGUCGCUGGUCAAAUUCGAUUACGGUUUAAUAGCCGUCGGAUUGGCGCUCACAACAGCGACUUCAUUACACAUUGUGCUCAGCGUUUUGUUUCUGGACACUGCAACGGAUCAACUGCAGCUGGACAAAAUGAAAGUGGGUCAGUUGCUGCUCUCACUGGUUGUGGGAAUUAUACUGAACAUUGUGGGUCAUAUGCUGGAUCAAUUAAUGACCAGCUCAAUGCUGCAGAGCCUGCUCUUGGUGUUGCCCAUAGUUGCCUCUGUUUACCUGUCCAUGGAUGUGGCUCAAGCGUUGAUCAAGAUUGCACUGCCGCCUCUCUAUUCACGUCGCUUGAAGUUAUCCAUACCGCUGCCGUUGUCACUGCUGGCAUGCUUAGCCAUACGCACCUUCUCCCUGGGCUCCUCGUCGUUCAUUGAGUUUGAAUACAAGACAUGGUACUAUCUGGGAAAUUCGCUUAUACUGCUGAUCGCACUCAAGACACUACGUCGCCGCAUUACCAAGGCGAAUGUGGAGCUGGAUGGACGACAUUUGCACAAGAUUGCCUCGGCUUGUCUGUGGCAACAGCGCAAGAUCUUUGUGGUGCUCAUCCUGCUCACACUCAUGCGAUAUCUGCACAGAUUGACGAGCAUUAAGAGCACCCUGAUGCUGUUCGCAUUGCUGCUGUUCUGGGCACGUCUUCGCAAGUUCACGGAUACACCGCAGGCCAUCUUCAACGGCAUCGCCUUUCUGCUGGUCUAUAGUUUUCGCGGUCUCAACGGACAGGUGCAAUUCUUUGUGCUGCCUCAGUAUUUGGCUGCGCGCUUUGUGCUGCCUGUCCUGGUGCUUUUCUGGUGCUGCCUGGCGCUUGUUUUCGUCCUUGGCUACCGCCAAGCUUUGCCACAGCAGCAGCACAGUGGCGGACACAGUUUGCUGGAUGCUCCCAGGCCAAGCAGCAAUCUGCUGAAGCUGCUGCAAACCAAUUUGACCUGCUCCCUGAUGCUGGUGGCACUGCUGUACAAGGUGCAGAACAUUGUGCUGCUGCCCACGCUGCUCAUAACGCUGGACGAGACCUAUAAGCUAUGCGAAGCUUACGGCACCACUGCUCGAAAGUUCUCGGUGCGCUUGGUGCAUGUCUAUAAGAUCAUCAUGACCAUAUUUGUGGCUAGAAUGUUUUACUUCUAUCAGGGCAACUCGAACAGUUUGUCCACCAUUGAUCUGACACCCGGAUACAUUGGCCAGACCAGCUAUAAUCCGCUGCUUGUUGGCUUCUUUGUCACAAUGAAUACCUACAGCGCCGAGAUACAUUCCUUUCUCUAUCUAAUUGUGCACACGCUGCGUGCGGAUCUGCGCAAUGUGGGCAUUCUCCAGUUGCUGCCGUCCUAUGCCAAGGCAGCGGACUCGUUGGUGGCACCGUUGUAUGCUGCUCUGGUCAUGCUGCCGGCGGCAUUCUAUCUCUGUCUGAUGGUUGGCUUUCGUUAUCAUUUGUUCAUCUACUCCGUCUUCUCACCCAAAGUGCUGUACGAUUGUUAUACUGUUUUGGUCUUUUACUUGGUAUUUCUAACAACGAGUUUGUACUUUAAAUUGUUUAAACAAGACGCUUAAAUAUUAAUGUAAUUUAAAAGCUUUAAAACUUAA
Messenger RNA from Drosophila innubila, 2895 nucleotides. It is a transcript of the gene PIG-G, whose product is annotated as GPI ethanolamine phosphate transferase 2. Lineage: Eukaryota; Metazoa; Arthropoda; Insecta; Diptera; Drosophilidae. The transcript is spliced from 7 exons. Gene Ontology annotation, cellular component: endoplasmic reticulum membrane. Gene Ontology annotation, biological process: GPI anchor biosynthetic process. Gene Ontology annotation, molecular function: metal ion binding. The coding region runs from base 52 to 2862 and encodes 936 amino acids. The record is from RefSeq and is a predicted model, not a curated record.